Callorhinus ursinus (northern fur seal) is the source of this 1327-nucleotide messenger RNA. It is a transcript of the gene UBE2C, whose product is annotated as ubiquitin conjugating enzyme E2 C. The record is from RefSeq and is a predicted model, not a curated record. NCBI's taxonomy places the organism in Eukaryota, Metazoa, Chordata, Mammalia, Carnivora, Otariidae.
CGGGGUCACACAGCAAACCGUGGGAGAGGCUGCUGUAGGAGCCUGUUUCCAACAGUCUCCUGGCUCUGGCCGUCAUACCCCUCCUAUAAGGUCCCUACAGAGGUGUCGGGGACAUUAAAAUAUGUGGAGGAGCAAGGGUUUCCCGGUUCAGGGAAGGGUACCGCUGUCGCCAGACCGGAGACGUUCCCUCCUGGGAGUGGGGAUCCCGGCUGAGCGCGCCGGGAGCUCGCUCUGGUAGCCAGUCCUGGGACCUGAAAGUGUUCAUCCCACGUGGACUUUUUGUCGGCCCUUUAAUGGUCGGCGUUUUCCAAAGGCCACCAAUCCGCUGCAGAUUCGUUAGUUAAUGACAGCCUCUUCUGCCAAUCGCCCUUCAGAAGCAGGUUUCCACCGCCCAAUAUUGGUGCGCUGGGGGGUGGGUCUAGCAGUUGCGCAGUGACACAGCGCUCUGGCGCGCCCCAUUGGCUGGAUCAAACCCAAGCGAGCCGCUGAUUGGCCGGUGCUGCCGGAGGGUUACAAUUCAAACGCGGGCGGGCGGGCCGCCGGCCCUGCAGUUGCAGUCGUGCUCUCCGAGUUCCUGUCUCUCUCCCCGCACCGCCCGGGAUGGCCUCCCAGAACCGCGACCCAGCUGCCGCCAGCGUCGCCGCCGCCCGCAAAGGAGCCGAGCCCAGCGGGGGCGCCGCCCGGGGCCCCGUGGGCAAGAGGCUACAGCAGGAGCUGAUGACCCUCAUGAUGUCUGGUGACAAAGGCAUCUCUGCCUUCCCUGAAUCCGACAACCUUUUCAAAUGGGUGGGGACCAUCCAUGGGGCAGCAGGCACAGUUUAUGAAGACCUGAGGUAUAAGCUCUCGCUGGAGUUCCCCAGUGGCUACCCUUACAACGCGCCCACGGUGAAGUUCCUCACACCCUGCUACCACCCCAACGUGGACACCCAGGGAAAUAUCUGCCUGGACAUCCUGAAGGACAAGUGGUCUGCCCUGUAUGAUGUCAGGACCAUCCUGCUGUCCAUCCAGAGCCUGCUAGGAGAACCAAACAUUGAUAGUCCUUUGAACACGCAUGCUGCCGAGCUCUGGAAAAACCCCACAGCCUUUAAGAAGUAUCUGCAAGAAACCUACUCGAAGCAGGUCUCCAGCCAAGAUCCCUGACUGUCCAGCCUCUCUCUUUGUGUUGUCUUUUUAUUUUCUCCUUAGAUAGUCUUUCUCUUCAUUUCUGUCUAGGACUCUGUAUCUUAAGCUGUGGUGUCAUUUUUGUUUUGUUUCUGUUUUUUAAAUUAAGUCUCUGGUUGAGCCCUUGUGACAAAUAUAUUAAAUAAAUACAUUGGGUUUUUUUUUA